Molecule: messenger RNA, 4753 nt
Organism: Triticum aestivum (bread wheat)
Lineage: Eukaryota; Viridiplantae; Streptophyta; Magnoliopsida; Poales; Poaceae
Exons: 5
Coding region: 1053-4163 (1036 amino acids)
Molecular function (GO): ADP binding
Source: RefSeq, a predicted model, not a curated record
CAGGCCCUAGCCGCGGCGGCCGGCGACGAGGGGGCGCCGGCCAGGUAGACGGAGGGGGGCUUCCGGCUCGAGGAAGAGGAAGCUGGCGGCGGGAGACACCCCGGAGCGGAUGAAGACGAAGGGGGCGUCGGUGACCGCGUCAGCCAGCUCCCCGACGGCGUCCUGGGCGAGAUCGUCGCCCGCCUCCUCUCACCAAGGAGGAACUCGUCAUCGAGAAUGCCCCUUUUCUCGAAAGGCUGUUCCGUGUCGAUCUAUCCGAUGGCCUGCGAGUAUCGGUGAUCUUGGCGCCUAAGCGGGAGACCUUGUGCUUCCUUGAUGAUGAUAGUUUCAGUUUCGACAGGAUUAUUCAGAACUAGACUGAUAUCUGAUUGGAGAAAAUUUGGAGUAUGGUAUGACUUCACUCUUUCUGUGGGGAGAAAAUUACGAGACCAUCCAUACUCGCAGGCUUUGGCAACAGUCUCCAACACGACAACUACGUAUUCAGUUUUGGGGUGGAAGAGAGGGCUCUGUGGCCUGGGGCGUGGAAGGGAAAAGCUUCGGAGACUGUAGCAACGAAGAUGGCUCCGGGCGUACAGAUAUUCUGGCUACCUCACUGGAAUAGAGGUACAUGUUCGGAGAUCAAUUACUGUUUGCUUUGUUGGUGCUUUACCUACUGGGUACAUAUGUAGAGAAUCACUGGGGCACAUCCGGAUUUCCAAACAUCAUCAUUACUGCAAGCUUUGGUGAAAAGAAAAGGGACCCAUCCAGUAUGCAGAAAACACGCAAGGAAUUGUGCCUUCUCCGGUUUGAAAAGGAAGGGUUGAUUCUCAUACCAAACCGACAAGGCUACCUGCAGACAAUAUCUAUCUUCCUGCAUAGUAUGGCGCAACCUCUGCUCUGAUCUGCAGUACUUGAAGCUUAUAUCACAACAGUCAAAUAGCUGAAAUCAAAUUUCUAACUAUCAAGCUGCUCCUGUCUGCUGUCAAGGCAGUGUUGACGCUACUUAAUCCGAUGGGUUUGACUGAUUCAUCAGCCGCUGCAUCUCUUUCUUGAUCUUGAUAGUGAAUUUCAUCAUGACUUCUACUCUUACAUGGGCUAUCGCAGGCGGAAGUGUUGACGGUAGCAGAGAGGAGAUAUUCCGAAUUCUUCAGGGGUGGACAGAUUAUAAGGUCAUCUAUUUACAUGGUUGGGGUGGACUGGGGGCGUCUGCUGUCCUUAGAUCCAUAGCAGAAGUGCUCCCAUAUAGGAGAACCACUCCAGAACUAUGCUUUGAUAAGAUAAUCCAUAUAGAUUGUUCUGAUUGGAAAAAUAGAAGAGGAUUGCAGAGGGCAAUCGCAGAGGAACUGGAGCUGGAAAGCUCAAUAAUGGCUGUUCUGGAUAAACAGGAUGAAUUUGAUGAUUUUCAGGGAGUUGAUGAAAGCUCUAGGAAUGAGAUAACAAGUGUGUCAAGAGAGAUCCACAAUAUUCUGAAAUACAGCAGAUUUGUGUUGAUUUUUCAUAAUGGUAGUGACAACGAGAUUGCUAACCUAGUCAACUUUGGUGUUCCUCCGAUUACAAGUUUUGGUGACAAUGUGAUGAUAUGGACCUACAGAAGGAGGAUGUUGACAAUAAAAAAAUACGAAGAAGAUGAACUGCUACAUGAACUGAGGUACACUCAUCUUUUCGUUUAUGAUAGGAUGGGGUUUCUAGCACCUGGACAGUUGUAUGAACUACUGUGUAAAGAGGCUGACAUCAUAGUUGCUCGCAAUCCAUGCAUCCAGGGAGUUAAUCAAUUAAUGGUUGUCCAUUGUUGUUUGUACAAACUAUUCCUGCAAUGUAGUGUUUCCAAGAAUAAUUCUAAUUGGGUUGAUGUUGCUUCCAAUUAUUGGAUAUGUGAUGGAAUACUACCAAAAGACAUAACAUUGGAGACAAGUGAUGCAUUGCACCGAGAAAUAACCUGGAAGUGGGAUGAUAAUGUGCUCACAAAGUUCAAGGAACAUUUCGAGCUUCCUUUCCUCAUAGUGAAAGAAGAUGAUGUGUAUGAAGAAGGACCAUACCGUUGGAUUUCAGUCACAUCGAGGGAUAGGGAAAUGCUUGGUAUGAAAACUUUACCUGCAGAGACAUCAUCAUUCUUCUUGGAAUUUGUAAUGUCCGAUCAGCCAACAAUGUUACCAAAUGGUUUGUUUGAACAUUCCAGCAACCUUGGUGCACUGACUCUCCGUUGUUGUGCCUUCAGUUUUGCAUCACCUCCUUUCCUAAAAUGCCAUAAUCUAAGAUUCCUUGGACUAGACCACUGUACAGAUGACAAAAUAGGGGAAGGAGAGGAUCAUACUGAGUGGGUUUGUCUGCAUAGUUUGUGGGUAUUGGACCUACGUUACACCCAUUGGAAUGAAAUCUUAUCACCGGCAAAGAUGGAUCUCAUGGAUAACCUCAUGGAGCUAAGCAUAGAGGGGGUCUGGUGUUGGCAGUACACAACUUGCUUACAAGGCCGACUACUGAAUCUUCAAAGGCUCAGGGUAAUCAAGCCUACACGUGGACCAGAUAUUUCAACAGAUGCAAGCAACUCGUUAAUGGACAAGGCAAAGCUGGAAAUACUUGACCUGUCAGGCAACAAUGAGAUGGAAAUUCUACCAAACAGCCUGUCUAAGGCAAGUAGCCUUCAAGUGCUUAUUUUGGAUGGAUGCAAUGAUCUUAAAAAUGUCCUUGUGCCUGAUGGGCUACCCCAGUCGCUGAAGUCCUUUAGCUUUGAUGGCUGUGGGCCAGCUUUCCGCCGGGCACCAAUUGUUGAGCUACCUCCCAAACAAGAACGCCCGUCAACCCCAGCAACUAAGGAGGGGGCUAGUGUCUCUAAUAUUUCCCUCAAAGGUUGCUCACAGUUGGCACAUAUGUUCGUUCGUGGGUUGCCCAACCUUGUUGAGCUUGACCUCUCUGGAACUACAAUUAGGACACUUGAUUUCAGUACUAUGGUGUUAGAAGUUCCAAUGCUGAAGCGAUUAUUUCUGCUAGGAUGUGAGCACCUUCGUGCAAUAAUUUGGGGCAGGAAUACUGAUAGCUUCCGUUUGAAAUUGUUAUGCAUAGAUACGCGAGCUGGAACUAGCUUUCAUCGGCCGUGCAUUAACCAGAACGAAGCCAUUUGGCUGGAGGUGCAUGCCAUUGUUGUGGAUGCGAGGCUUGCUCGGUCGUUGCGGCAACUAUUAUAUAAUCGUUAUGCAGCUGAUGAGAAUGUUUAUCUUAAUAUCCAUGUCACCUCAGCUGUGUAUAGUGAGCUGAAUCAAUCCAAAGUGACAGACAAGGAGAAGAAGAUUGGCAUGUAUGGAGAUCAAGUUAGCCUGCCGCAGCUUGUUCAAGCAGACCGGUACAGUGAUGUCCAAAGCAUGGUUGGUGAUGCCCCGAUGCAGGACUUCCCUAAGCCUCCCACUAACAACGUAGAUCGGCAUAUUGAGAUUGCUGAAGGGAGGCACGCCUUGGACAGUGGACUGGGAUAUCUUAUGACAUGGUUUGCCGAAUCCCUGCAUGUCCACGAUGUCUUAACUAGUGCUUGUUUGCCUAAUGGAUACAGCUGGCUGGUUCUCAAGCAGUGCCGGAUGGAGAGGUGCCCCAAGUUAGGUGAAGUCUUCCCCUUGGGAAUAUAUGAAUUGAAGGAGCUGGAGACCUUCUGGGCGUCAGAUCUCCUAAUGGCCUGCUGGAUACGCAGUAAAGGUUACCGCAUGAUCAAUGAUGGUUCAUUCAGAAAGCUGCAGCAUCUACGGUUGCGCUCUUGCCCCAGGCUCCAGUUCGUGCUCCCUGUGUGGGUCGACUCCUUCCCAAGUUUGGAGACCCUCCACAUCAUCCACUGCGGAGACCUGAGGCAUGUAUUCGUGCUAAACGACAAAUGGUACCCAGAAGAAAUAUCCAUCCAAGUUGUAGCAUUCCCGAAGUUGACCACCAUCCACCUGCACGACCUGCCAGUGCUGCAGCAGAUCUGCGAGGUCAAGAUGGUGGCACCGAACCUCAAGACCAUCAAGAUCAGAGGAUGUUGGGGCCUGCGCCGGCUGCCGGUGGUGGGGCCCCGUAGCAGAGACAUGAAGAAGCCGACCGUCGAGAUCGAGAAAGACGUCUGGGACGCUCUGGAGUGGGACGGGGGUGCGGCCCCUGGCCACUUCGAGGCGCCCGUGCACUCGCGCUACUACAAGAAGAAACUACCCAGGGUGUCCGUGCUCAGGUGAUCCUCGCGCUGCACUUAACUGAUAUGGUCUGUUCAAUGAUCUGUACAUCCGAGAUCAGAUGGACGCUCGCGGCUCGCUCCUGCAGGUUCUGUUGCAUGUGUUUGGUUUGUUGUGUGCUUCCAUGGCUAGCUUGCCUGGGUUGCUGGCUAGCUGCUUAAUCAUGGAAGGAAAAAUUCAGGCGGUGUUGGUCGUCCAUCAAUGGUCUCUCACUGCUACUAUUGUGUGUUUGUUGUGUCAGGUGCGAGCUUGUGGUGGCUCUCACCUUUUAUUUGUGGCUUUCAAAUAAGAAGCAGGAUUGUUCUUGCCUGCUCGCGCCGGUAUGUGUGCAGAAGUUUGGCUUGCGAUUGUGGGUGCCUCUUAGUUGUGUGUUUGUGUACCUAGAGUUCUUGACUAAGCAGCAUCUGUUUAUGCCUGCGUGCAUCUACAUGCUCCCUUGUGUGGUUUGAGAGCUGUGUGGGCUUGCUACUGGUUGUGUGAGUGUUUGUUACAUGCUUUCAAAAAAAAAACAGCUUGUAAUAAUACCAAAAAUAUGGCUUUCAGUUUUUUGCUGUGCAGUGAUCAAUUGUAAUAUUCUCAGUGUUUGUACUUUA